Messenger RNA from Australozyma saopauloensis, 2430 nucleotides. RefSeq names its product sulfate permease (gene SUL2). The transcript has a single exon. Gene Ontology annotation, molecular function: secondary active sulfate transmembrane transporter activity. Lineage: Eukaryota; Fungi; Ascomycota; Pichiomycetes; Serinales; Metschnikowiaceae. Bases 1 to 2430 code for a protein of 809 amino acids. Gene Ontology annotation, cellular component: plasma membrane. Gene Ontology annotation, biological process: transmembrane transport. The record is from RefSeq and is a predicted model, not a curated record.
AUGGGUGCAAGAUCUUCGUUCUCCUCCAACCACUCGGUUGUGCCAGAGCCCCAGGAGUAUGAUAGAAACAGAAUUAGUCGUGUUACUAGUCAUGAGUUCCAAAAAGAACAUCAGCCGUUCAGAACACCUGAAAGUAAUGUGAAAGUGCCUGAGUACAUUGCUCCAGAGGCUAAUGUCUUCACCUACACAAAGGAUAUUGUUGGCAAUCCAUUGACCAAACUCCAACAUUAUUUGAUUUCGCUUUUUCCAAUUGCCCAGUGGAUUUUGCACUAUAACUUCAAAUGGUUGUACGGUGACUUGGUCGCUGGUGUCACUGUUGGUGUGGUUUUGGUGCCACAAUCUAUGUCUUACGCUCAGUUGGCCGGUUUGCCUGCUCAGUACGGUUUGUACUCUUCGUUUGUCGGUGUUUUUAUCUACUCAUUUUUUGCUACUUCUAAAGAUGUCUCGAUCGGUCCAGUUGCUGUGAUGUCCAUGCAAGUCGGUAAGGUUAUUGCCAGAGUUCAGGACAAGUUUGGAAACGAGUACUCUGCACCAGAAAUCGCCACAUUUUUGUCGCUUAUUUGUGGUGGUAUUUCUGCUGCUAUUGGUUUGCUUCGUCUUGGAUUCAUCGUUGAAUUCAUUUCCAUGCCUGCUGUUAUGGGUUUCAUGUCGGGUUCUGCCUUCAACAUUAUUGUUGGCCAAGUUCCAGGCUUGUUAGGUUACGGUUCGAAGGUCAACACUCGUGUGGCUGCUUACAAGGUGGUCAUUGACUCAUUGAAGGCAUUGCCAAAGACUAAUGUCAAUGCGGCCUUCGGUCUUGUCCCAUUGUUCAUCCUCUACUUGUGGAAGUUUUCUUGUGGCUUCUUGUCCAACAGAUACCCACGUAAAAAGAUGUGGUUCUUCUAUGUUGAACAAUUGAGAAACGUGAUUGUCAUCGUUGUUGCCACUGCCAUUUCUUGGGGAAUUGUUCACCCGCAAUUGAAGCAGUUCAAAGGCCCUUUGAACAAGUUUAAGCCUACCAUUCAAACAAUUGGAGUUGUUCCCUCAGGUUUGAAAAACGUUGGUGUUAUGACUGUUCCCCAAGGAAUCCUUGGCGCAAUGGCUUCUGAGAUUCCUGUUUCUACUAUUAUCUUGUUGUUGGAGCACAUUGCUAUCUCGAAGUCUUUUGGUAGAAUUAAUGAUUACAAGGUUGUUCCAGACCAAGAAUUGAUUGCCAUUGGAUUCAACAAUUUGAUUGGUACCUUCUUCAACGCUUACCCUGCAACUGGUUCAUUCUCAAGAUCAGCAUUGAAGGCCAAGUGUGGUGUCAGAACUCCAUUGGCUGGUAUUUUCACUGGUGGUGUUGUUUUGUUGGCUUUGUACUGUUUGACUAGUAGUUUCUACUACAUUCCUAAGGCAACUUUGAGUGCAAUUAUUAUCCAUGCCGUUUCCGAUUUGAUCACCUCAUACAAGGUCACUUGGAAUCUUUGGGAAAUCAACCCCAUUGACUGUGGUAUUUUCCUUAUUGCUGUGAUUAUCACCAUUUUUGCAUCUAUUGAGGAUGGUAUCUAUUUUGCCAUUGCCGCCUCUGCAGCUGUCCUCUUGUUCCGUGUUGCCAAGCCAACUGGUCAGUUCUUGGGAAGAAUCCGUGUUGCUGAAGUCGUAAAUCCAAGUAUCGUCUUCACAGAUGAACGCUCCAUUUCUACUGAUGAGUCUGCUGAUGUCGAAAUCCAACAGGUCUUGUCUCGCGAUAGUUACAACGCUGCAGACUCGAAGGCCAAAUACAAGUCUGGAAAAGAGUCUCCACUUACUGCUGAUCAACUACUUGUCACAAACCCCCAGAUCAAAUUCCACAGUCGCUGGGUGCCACUUUCGAAACAAAGCAUAAAUGACGAUAUUGACGUACUCCCUCCUCCAGAGGGUGUUAUUGUUUUCAGGCCUCUUCAGUCAUUCGUCUACCCCAACUCGUCUACUUUAACUGAUGAUAUCAGUGACGAAGCAAAGAGAACUACUAGACGUGGAAAGCCAUAUAAUGAAGGUUCUCAAGGUGAUAGACCAUGGAAUGAUCCAGGUCCAUUGAGAUGGCGUCUUCCUUUUCUUAAGAAAACCGAGAAGGAAGUCACAAGCUUGUCUGAGCCAGUUAAACCACUCUUACGUAUUGUUCAUUUGGACUUUUCUUGUGUCGCAGGUAUCGAUGCAACUUCUGUCCAAGCUCUUGUCGACUUGAGAAGAGCCUUGAACAUUUACGCUGAUCGUGAAGUCGAAUUUCACUUCAGCGGAAUUCACUCUCCUUGGAUCAGAAGAGCCUUACUCAAAGCUGGCUUUGGUACAUAUGGCGAAACUGAAUUGGUCAGUGAUAAGACUUUUGUGAAUAUUGCUGUCCCAGACAAAACCGAUCUUGAGAACAGCGCCUAUUAUGCCGCUGUUUCUACUGAUACUCCAUUCUUCCACCUUGAGAUUCCUGACUAUUAA